AUGUCAUUAGUAAGUUUCGUACUUCCAAUAGAAUUUAUUUGGAAUAGUCCUUGCACAAAUUGUCAAAAAAAUCCAGAUACAAGAAUUAAUUUUACAAAGUAUCACAUUGAUAUAAAUAAUGAUUAUAUAUUUAAAGGCAAUAAAAUAGUUCUUUUAUAUGAAUCAGAGAUUGGACUUUAUCCUUAUAUACAUGUUGAUAGUAGUAAUUCUUCAAAUUAUACAUUUAUAAAUGGUGGUCUACCACAAAAAGUUAAUAUGAGUGAACAUCUAAAAAAAUUGGAAGAAAAUAUCAAAAAAAUAAUUCCUGACAAACAUUUCAGUGGUUUGGGUGUUAUUGAUAUUGAAGAAUGGAGACCAACAUAUGAUUCAAAUUGGAGUUCAAAACGUGUUUAUAGAAAUGAAUCAAUAAAAAUAGUUUUAGCUAGAAAUUCUACUUUAAAUUCUACUGAAGCUGAACAAUUGGCUAUGGAAGAAUUUAAUAAAGCUGCAGCAAACUUUUUUAUAGAAACUGUUAAAAAAUGUAAAGAACUACGACCUAGUGCAAAAUGGGGAUUUUAUGGUUUUCCAACAUGUAACGAAAACGCCGAAAAAAGAAAAUGGAAUUUUUGUUUUCCCAAUAUAUCAGAUCAAAUAAUUCCAAUUUUGAAUCAUACAGAUGUUUUAUACCCCAGCUCAUAUAUUGUUCCUGGUCAAAAUUAUUCAAUAAAAGAUAAGUUUGUUGAUGGUGUUUUGAAUGAAACACAACGAAUCGUUGAAGAAAUUAAAAAAAAAGGAGUUGAUCAAUAUAAUAAAAAAUAUGAAAAUAUUGAAUUUUAUGAUCCUGUAGGUUUAUUUUUUUUUAAAUUAUUAAUUAUAGUACUAUUUAUGUAUUGUAUACAAUAG
Molecule: messenger RNA, 882 nt
Organism: Strongyloides ratti
Lineage: Eukaryota; Metazoa; Nematoda; Chromadorea; Rhabditida; Strongyloididae
Product: Aldolase-type TIM barrel domain and Glycoside hydrolase, superfamily domain and Hyaluronidase family-containing protein
Exons: 3
Coding region: 1-882 (293 amino acids)
Biological process (GO): carbohydrate metabolic process; hyaluronan catabolic process
Molecular function (GO): hyalurononglucosaminidase activity
Source: RefSeq, a predicted model, not a curated record